CGGCACGGAGGCGAGGCUGAUCUCUGCUAGUGGGACGGGAGGGGAAGUGCGGAGGGAGAGCGCGGUCUCUGCACGGGCCUGUCGGCGUCAACUCCCAGCCGCCUUCUGCAGACGCCGCUUCCCACCCUCCCUCUGGCAGAUCCCAAGGCGCCCCUGGCCCUUGCGCCCACCGGCUCCAUGGCUGCUCCGGCUUCGCGGACCUUCUGGCUCACCGUCGGGACGCUCCUGUUGCUCCUGGCUGCCCUGCUCCACUCUGCCUCCCCAGAGAAGAAAGUGCCAAACAGACCUUUGAGAACACGCAUCCAUUCAUCAUCUGGCAGGUCACCAAUUCAGUGGAGACCAUCCCAUUCUGCAAACUCAAGCCCACGUAGAUACCCUGGUUUCCUUCAUGGAUAUGGGGAGAGCAACAGAAAAAUGAGUUUUAAAUUACUGCCAAAAGAAGAAAGAACCCAUAAUAUUAAAAAAAUAGCAUCUGAAUCAGUAUAUCGGGUUUCAUCACAUUCAAGGAAUUUCCAAGGGCGGAGUCAACCGGUGCAUCAGGCUGCAUUAACCAAGAGGAGAGUCCCAGAGGAAGAUGAACUGGAAGAAACAAAAGACGUAGCUGUUCGGGUCAUGUCCUCUCACUCAGUACUGGUCACUUGGACAGAUCCCUUCAGUGAAAAGCAGAAAAAACCUAUCCCCUCCAGGCAGUAUACUGUCCGUUACAGAGAGAAAGGAGAAUCAGCAAGGUGGGAUUACAAACAAGUAUCCAGCAAGCGGGUCUUGGUGGAUAAACUAAUUCCAGACACUAUGUAUGAAUUUGCAGUUAAAAUUUCACAAGGAGAAAGGGAGGGCAAGUGGAGUACUUCAGUUUACCAAAGAACCCCAGAAACUG
Molecule: messenger RNA, 874 nt
Organism: Python bivittatus (Burmese python)
Lineage: Eukaryota; Metazoa; Chordata; Lepidosauria; Squamata; Pythonidae
Source: RefSeq, a predicted model, not a curated record